AUUUACAUAUCCCUAGUUACGACAAACACACUCUUGAGUUCGUUAUUCCGUGUUGGUAAAUUUUUGUGACCAAAUUCAAUCCAUAGUUUAAGUUGAUUAAAAACUUCAUAUAUGGGCAAGAAAACUUUGGAAUUUACUUAUUAUUUAUAUGAGAUCGAUUAAGCAUGAGCAGAACAAGUAUUGAGAUUUAAUACCCCCUCCAAAAAAAAAAAGGAAUAGAACGAGUAAACAAAACCCAGCUAUCGUUGCAGUCUAUUGAUCGAUAAAGAUCAACAUCAUGGCUUCACGUAAGGGAAAAAGAAAUUUGAGAAUUACAAUGUCAGAGGAGGCAGCGGUUCCGUUAACUCCCCCGAGAAACUUGGAUAAACGAACGACCAUAACUAUUGGUGAAAAAACGUUCAAUGUCGAAGCUGACGAUCUCGAAGUCUUGUGCGUUCUUGGACGCGGAGCAUACGGCGUUGUGGAGAAGAUGAAGCAUAAACAAAGUGGUACAAUAAUGGCUGUUAAGAGAAUAACAGCGACGGUAAAUACACAAGAACAAAAAAGAUUGCUGAUGGACCUUGACGUUUCUAUGCGAAGUUCGGCCUGUCCGUACACAGUACAGUUUUACGGUGCUUUAUUUAGGGAAGGUGAUGUUUGGAUAUGUAUGGAAGUAAUGGACAUGAGUUUAGACAAGUUUUAUAUAAACGUUUACGAACAUGGGCGAUCGAUUCCCGAAGAUAUACUUGGAAAAAUAGCUUUCGCUGUAGUUAGCGCACUUCACUAUCUUUACUCACAGCUACGCGUUAUACACAGGGAUGUAAAGCCGAGUAAUAUAUUGAUAAAUCAAAAAGGAGAGGUGAAGAUCUGUGAUUUUGGGAUAUCAGGUUAUCUCGUAGAUUCGGUAGCAAAAACCAUAGAUGCUGGCUGCAAACCGUAUAUGGCGCCAGAAAGGAUAGACCCAACAGGUAAUCCUUCGCAGUAUGACAUACGCUCAGACGUUUGGUCGCUAGGAAUAUCCCUCGUUGAACUGGCGAUGGGAAAAUUUCCUUAUGCCUCGUGGGGUACUCCGUUUGAACAACUAAAGCAGGUUGUUAAAGAUGACGCUCCAAAAUUGCCUCCUGGUAAAUUUUCUUCAGACUUUGAGGAAUUUAUAAACAAGUGCCUAAUGAAGGACUACACUGCCCGGCCUAAUUAUAAUCAAUUAUUGGAAUUUAGUUUCUUACAAGCACACGCUGCUAAGGAUACAGAUGUAGCAGCUUUCGUUGGUGAAAUUUUGAGAUUGACAGAUUCAGAAAGACCUGUUUAAUAGACGUAAAGACCGUUGCGUUCAUCAUUCACUUUUUCACAAAAAUCAAUAUCCGAAUCACAGGUGUAUCUUAUUAUACAUAUUGGAUUGUUAAUAAGUUGGAUAGCUCAUUGUACUCUAUGAAUUUCACAUUAAUUAUUUCUUCUUUUUUCUUUCUCUCACUUUUUUUCAGUGUGUGUUCGUUUUGUGUAUUAGGUAGAUAUACAUAUGCAUCAGUAAUCAAAUUUAUCAGUUUGCAGUAAUGACAUUAAUUAAAACGUCUUCGUUAUAUUUAGAAUUAUAGAUACACACUUAUGUAGUGUUGUAUAUAUAUUAUUAUUUUUUUUUCUCGCAUAAUCACGAUUAUAGAAUCAAACGCGGUUUUUGUACAUAGAUGAAACAUUGCUUCCAGUAAUUAUUUAUAAUAGCGACAAAAUGGUUUUUAUCACAUCAUAAAUAAAGUUUUUCGAUAUCUUCAUUGAGAAUGAAAUAAUUUUCAUUCACUUUCAUCAAAUAUUCUAAUCCAUUAAUUAAUUCAAAAAUUAAUAACGGUACUAAAUUAAAUUCUUAACAGAGAUUAUUGGUUUCUAUUUUGGAAACUUUACUACAUCAAAAUAUAUGACGCGAGUAAAGCGAUGCCAAGAGCGCUAAUGCGCUAAUUGUCAAGUUUUUUAAAGUCUUUCCGUACGCUUCUUUUUUAACGUUUCUCCUUAAACGAAGUGAUACGCGGAAUUGUUAUCAGAUUUAAUGUUAGAA
Messenger RNA from Neodiprion virginianus, 2023 nucleotides. It is a transcript of the gene lic, whose product is annotated as dual specificity mitogen-activated protein kinase kinase 6. Gene Ontology annotation, biological process: stress-activated MAPK cascade; protein phosphorylation. Gene Ontology annotation, molecular function: MAP kinase kinase activity; ATP binding. The transcript has 7 exons. Bases 278 to 1288 code for a protein of 336 amino acids. Lineage: Eukaryota; Metazoa; Arthropoda; Insecta; Hymenoptera; Diprionidae. The record is from RefSeq and is a predicted model, not a curated record.